UUUUUAUUUAUAAUCAUUUGUUUAUGAGUCGUUGUGAGUACAAGUAUAGCUGUUAAAGUGCACAUCUGGAAGUGAUGUAAAGGAGAGACAAUUUAUAAGAGACAUGCCACUUCCUCAAUACAACUAUAUAAGGAAAACCCUUAACGGCAAAGAUGUUGGUUGUAUGCACAUGUCCCGCCCCUCCUGCUGCUUUUAACAGUCAAGCCGGGAAACGUUUAAGCCUAUCGUCUGGUUCCACUGAAGCAUGCACACAGUUGAGGUUUUGAGACAGAUUUGAUAUGCAGUGUAUGUGUGCGUUGUGUAAAUAUAGAUGGUAAUGUUAUAUAAAUUGUCUGUGGUUAUAUGCUGACUAUAUCCCUAACAUCAAUAAGCACAACAUUUCUUCAACGGUUUAAAAAAAAUAAUUUUGUUUUACAGAACUCAUAACGUUAUACAACGAGAUUACAAAAAAAAUGUCCAUAUCAGGGGUAGACAAAGCAAAGAAAAAGUGAGACACAAGAAGAACAAGAUAUUGUACUGUACACUGAUAAAACAAAUGACAUUGAGCAUUUGUUUAAGUUCUUGGCACAACACCGGCAUUCUGGAUAGAGACGCAAAUGAAGUUGAUGCAGAUCAUGGAUCAGUCAGAGAAUGACCUUGAACAGGGUUUUGCCAAUGGAAGCACAGGAAGCUCCAGUAGCCCGGCGUCCACUGAACCACAAACACAAAUGGAUGUCUACAAAGCCUGUAUAUACAGACAUCCCCUCUUCCCUCUCUUGGCCCUGCUGUUUGAGAAGUGUGAGCAGUCCACUCAGGGCUCUGACUGCGUGACGUCUGCCAGUUUUAAUGUUGACAUUGAAAACUUUGUACGCAGUCAGGAGAAAGACGGCAAAGCCUUCUUUAGUGAAGACCCAGACCUUGACAACUUGAUGGUCAAGGCCAUCCAGGUGCUGAGGAUUCAUCUGUUAGAGCUAGAGAAAGUGAGUGACCUGUGCAAGGACUUCUGCAGCCGUUACAUUACCUGCCUCAAGACCAAGAUGAACAGUGAGACCCUACUUAGUGGAGAGGCAGGCAGCCCGUACUCUCCAGGCCACGAUCACCUGUCCAACCCUUUCUCAAGUGCCCUCAGCCCCCAGGGUGUUGUGGCGUCCUCACAUGGUCUUCAACAAGGCAGUGUUACAGUGACAACAGUCAAUCCAUCACAAAUGGUCGCAGGUAAUGCAGUGUAUCAGCCGGUGACAGUAGUCACACCACAGGGACAAGUGGUGACACAAGCCAUCUCACCCGGAACCAUACACAUCCAGAACUCACAGCUCCAGCUUCAGCUCAACAAGGACUUAAGUUUCUUUGGGGGAGAUGAUAACUCACCUAAAAACAAGCGUGGUGUUCUCCCCAAACAGGCUACCAGUGUCAUGCGCUCCUGGCUCUUCCAGCACAUUGCGCAUCCUUAUCCCACCGAGGAAGAGAAAAAGCAGAUUGCAACUCAAACAAACCUGACUUUACUCCAGGUCAACAACUGGUUUAUUAAUGCUCGAAGACGGAUCUUGCAGCCAAUGCUGGAUGUCAACUCAGAGAUGGCCAAAAGCAAGAAGAAGACAGCUCCGAGCCGCCCGUUACACCGCUUCUGGUCUGAUUCCAUCGCCUCGUCUGGAACCCAGCAGCAGCUCAUAAUGCCAGACGGUAGUAUGGUUACAGUGGGGAUGAACGUCGAUGGCUUCCAGGCGCUUUCAUCAGAUGGAGCAACUCUCUCCAUGCAGCAAGUCAUGAUGGGAAAUCACAGCGAGGAUGAAUCAGAGGAAAGCGGCAAUGAAGAUGAGGCUGAUUUGUCAUCUGCUAACAUGCCUGGGUUGGAUUUAGAUAUUAGCGACUAAGACCGAUGGAUCGCAGGUCACACACUGCAUGCUUACAUUUACAUUGGAAAACAUCCACAUGACACUUGUGGCAUGAGAUCCAGUCCCCUCAUAGACUUUCAGCAUAGCUGACUGAUACUUGUGCACUACAAAGAAAAAAAAAUUAAGAGUACUGUAUGUUGGCCUCUAUGUUACACAAACACACACAAACAGUUUACAGAGAGCACAACAUUACUGAAAGAUGCUGUGUGCGAGGAGUUGCAUUUCAGCACGUGUUUUUAUUAUGUAGACGUGCAGGUGCAUGCACUUUUAUAUAGAGACUUCAGUUCCUUCAAGAAGGUUGCAACAGUGGAACGCAGAGAAAGAUUUUUAAGCUUCUUUAGUGAAUGUUUGUAAUGAUUUAGUUUUCUAUAUUAACUCGUUUGAAUGCCAAGAUUUUAAGAGUGUGUCGUCGUGCUGGUUUUAUUCACACUGCAUGUUCGUGUUUUGUUCAGUAUGCUCACGCUUUUAGAGAGGCUCCAAGACAGUUUGAGAAAAGAGAUGAUUAUUUUUUAUAUAUGAACGUUGUAAAAAGUGUUCUUUUCUUUCUUUUUUUUUAGUUUGUGUUUUAUAGGGAAUAUUUAUGUACAGAAACUAUACUAUCUGCCCUGUUUUCAGAGGAUGACAAAAGUUUUUUAGAAAAAAAAUGUUGGGUAAACCAUUUUUAAAAAUGUAAAUUGGUUUUAACACUCACAUACAAAAUGCCUUGCAUAUUCGUAAUAUUUUUUUUUUUUUUUUUUACUAUUCCGCUGAUAAGCACAGAAAGCCUGAAAUGUUGAUUAAAUGUAGUAAGAUGAGUUCAAUCAAAGUCUCUUCCAGUAUUCUUCAUCCGUAUGCUGAAGAUGUUCCUUCGUUUCAGAGGGACCUCUUGUUUUUGCUAUGUAGGUUAAUGUAGUUUGAUCUAACGUGUACAAAGCUUCCCUUAACAAUCAGAGUUAUUAAAGAUGCUUUGGUAAUUAUGGCAUAAAAUGUCCAUAUUAAAAUGAAAUAAAGGUCAAGUCUGCAUAUUUUGCCCCACCAUUUGACCUUAAAUGUUGUCUAUUGUGUGCUGUUUUUUUUAAACAAUUAUUUAAAGACUGUAAACACUACAACAGUAUAACAUUAAAGCCUUUAAAAUGUUUGCAACAGUGAAAAUA
This is a messenger RNA of Carassius gibelio (silver crucian carp), 3004 nucleotides long. RefSeq names its product homeobox protein PKNOX1. NCBI's taxonomy places the organism in Eukaryota, Metazoa, Chordata, Actinopteri, Cypriniformes, Cyprinidae. The record is from RefSeq and is a predicted model, not a curated record. Gene Ontology annotation, biological process: regulation of transcription by RNA polymerase II; angiogenesis. The transcript has 10 exons. Gene Ontology annotation, molecular function: RNA polymerase II cis-regulatory region sequence-specific DNA binding; DNA-binding transcription factor activity, RNA polymerase II-specific. Bases 597 to 1850 code for a protein of 417 amino acids.